AUGGGUGGAGCGCGGUGUGGAAGAAGGCCGUGCCUGGGCGGGACCGGGAGAGGCCAGUUCCGCCUCUCCAUGCCCGGCGCUGCUGGUCACGGUCGCUGCCCGGUGGCAAUGGCGGGGGCGGCGGCGGGGCGGUGCCGGGCUCGGUGCGGGCGGUGGGCAGGGGGGUGGGUUCCGUGCGCGGCGCUGGCGCUGGGCUGGGCGAUGGGGUGGGCGCUGGAAGCGGUGCCCCCCCACCGCUGCCUCCCGGACCCCUCGCUCCUGCCGCCGCCGCUCCGCCGCCUCCCGGCUCCCGCGAUGCUCCGAGCCGCCGUCCCGUGGCUCCGUGGGGGCUGGAGCCCGUGUCAGCUCUACCGGUACCGGGACACCGGCACCGGCACCGGACGGCCCAACGGCACCGGGCCCUGCACUCGCGGCUGGCACUACGCGCUGCCCGCCGCCGGCCUCCGCCACAACAUCGUCACACAGUGGGACCUGGUGUGUUCCUCGCGCUGGAAGGUGCCCCUAGAGCAGACCACGCACUUGCUGGGCUGGACGCUGGGCAGCAUUGCGGCCGGCCUGGCCUGUGACAGGUUUGGUCGCCGACCUGCCUUCAUGAUGUCCCUGGUGCUGGCGGUGCCCCUGGGCCUUGCUGUGGCGCUGGCCGUCAGCUUCCUCAUGGUCCUGGUUGCGCGGCUGUUCUUUGGGGCAGCACUGGCAGGAGCCUUCUUGUCCCUCUAUGUGGCUCGACUGGAGCUGUGUGACCCCCCACACCGGCUGGAGGUGACGAUGGUGGCCGGUUUCUUCUGGAUCGCUGGGGAGCUGCUGCUGCCGGGGCUGGCAGUGCUGUGCCGGGACUGGCGGGUGCUGCAGGGUGCUGUCACCAUGAUCUUGGCUCUGCUGGCUGCCUGCUGGUGGUGCCCGGCGCUGCUGCUGGAGUCACCACGCUGGCUGCUGGCCACAAAGCAGCUGGAGAGGGCCAGGAAGAUCCUGCAGGCACUGGCCGAUCACGGCGGCCCCAGCUCUGACGAUGGCUCCUGCCACCAUGAGAGUCUCCUCGCGGAGCUGGAGAGCCUGUCUGAGGGGUGCCCGCAGCCCCGGUACCACGCUGUCUGCGAGAUCUUCAGCACCAGGGUCAUCUGGAAGAACGGCGUCAUCCUCGGCUUCGCAGCGUUCAUUGGCUCUGGCAUCCGCCACUGCUUCACCCGCAACCUGGCUCCGCACCUGCCCCGCUUCUUCUCCUCCUACUUCGUGCUGCUGGGCACGGAGGUGGCCGCCUGCCUCUUCAUCUGUGUGACAGCCGAGCGCUUCGGCCGCCGAGCCAUCCUACUGCUCUGCACUGUCCUCACCGGCAUCUCCUCCCUCUUGCUGCUGGCCCUCACACAGUACCUGCUGGACCUCAUUGUCCUGACCCUGUCUGUCGUGGGCAUCACUGCUUCCCAUGCUGUCACCAUGCUCAGCAUCUUCUUUGCCAGUGAGGUUCUCCCAACUGUGGUCAGAGGUGCUGGGCUGGGUCUCAUCGUGGGGACCAGCUUCGUGGGCAAGGCUGCUGCCCCCAUCACUGCCAUCCCCAACAGCCGUGGCUUCUUCCUGCACCACGUGGUCUUCGCCUCUUUCGCCAUCCUCUCUGUCCUCAGCAUCAUGCUGCUGCCCGAGAGCCAGGGCCGCAGCCUGCCCCAGUCCCUCCAGGAUGGGGAGAGCCAACACCGGCCCCCCCUCUUCCACCGGCCUCCCCGUGAGGACCACCUCCCCCUGCUCGACCCCCAAGGCAUCCCCCACGACUACUCACGCCUCACCACCUCCACCAAAAGGCUGCUGGGCUCACCUGCCACCCCCGGUGACACAUAG
Indicator indicator is the source of this 1824-nucleotide messenger RNA. RefSeq names its product solute carrier family 22 member 31 (gene SLC22A31). The transcript has 9 exons. Gene Ontology annotation, cellular component: membrane. The record is from RefSeq and is a predicted model, not a curated record. Gene Ontology annotation, biological process: transmembrane transport. Gene Ontology annotation, molecular function: transmembrane transporter activity. Lineage: Eukaryota; Metazoa; Chordata; Aves; Piciformes; Indicatoridae. The coding region runs from base 1 to 1824 and encodes 607 amino acids.